Prunus persica (peach) is the source of this 1153-nucleotide messenger RNA. Its product is annotated as cytochrome b-c1 complex subunit Rieske-4, mitochondrial. Lineage: Eukaryota; Viridiplantae; Streptophyta; Magnoliopsida; Rosales; Rosaceae. Gene Ontology annotation, biological process: mitochondrial electron transport, ubiquinol to cytochrome c. The transcript has 2 exons. The coding region runs from base 112 to 942 and encodes 276 amino acids. The record is from RefSeq and is a predicted model, not a curated record. Gene Ontology annotation, molecular function: quinol-cytochrome-c reductase activity; 2 iron, 2 sulfur cluster binding. Gene Ontology annotation, cellular component: membrane.
UUGUUCGCUGUAACCAACAGAAAAAGAAAUAAAAGAAAAACAGAAGUAGGCUUUUUUGUUCGUGUGUCGAGGGGUUGAGGCCAUAGCGAUAGCAGGAAGAAAGAGAAGAAGAUGCUGCGAGUCGCGGGAAGAAGGCUUUCAUCUUCUGCAGUGGCUUGGAGGUCGUCGCAGACAACCCCAGCCUUUGUCUCUGGAUCUCAUCCGCUUUUCAAUAACAACGACGACUCUUCCCCCGAUGGCCCUUCCAGAUCCCCCAAUCAAUUUUUCUUCCAUUCCCAUUUUCCAUCUCUGAUCAGAGGAUUUUCCUCUGAAGCCCUUGCUCCCGGACAUGAUAUUGGUCUUAUCUCAGAAAUCCCAGCUACCGUGGCAGCUGUGAAGAAUCCUUCUUCAAAAAUUGUAUAUGAUGAGUACAACCAUGAAAGAUAUCCACCUGGUGACCCCAGCAAGCGGGCAUUUGCUUAUUUCAUCUUGACAGGUGGCAGAUUUGUGUAUGCCUCCUUGAUCCGGCUUCUGGUCCUCAAGUUUGUACUGAGCAUGUCUGCCAGCAAAGAUGUCCUUGCCCUUGCUUCCCUUGAGGUUGAUCUGUCCAGCAUUGAGCCUGGUACUACUGUUACUGUGAAGUGGAGGGGGAAGCCUGUUUUUAUUAGGCGUAGGACUGAAGAUGACAUCAAGUUGGCUAAUAGUGUAGAUGUUCAGUCCCUUCGUGACCCCCAACAGGAUGCAGAGAGGGUUAAGAAUCCAGAAUGGCUUGUUGUUGUUGGGGUCUGCACUCACUUAGGAUGCAUCCCCUUGCCAAAUGCUGGUGAUUUUGGUGGUUGGUUUUGCCCAUGCCAUGGUUCGCACUACGACAUUUCUGGCAGGAUCCGCAAGGGACCUGCACCAUACAAUCUAGAGGUACCCACUUACAGUUUUUUGAGUGAGAACAAGCUGCUGGUUGGAUGAGCAUUGCCGGGCAGUUUUUAUUUUCUCAGGUGCAUCAUUUUUACGCGAGGUCUCAUAAUUCAUAGCUUCCUCGACAUCAGGGAAUGUGAUGUUUGCAAACUUCAAUUUUUAUUCUAGUCAUGGUUAACAUAUUUGGAUUUUGUAUCUGCAGUCGGUACUGGUUGGAGUUCCGAUGUCUUGAAUAAUACGAUUACAUUUUUGUUUACCGUGU